AUGACUCGGAAUCACAAGUUCGUCACCGGCAUGGACAGUUCGUCAAAGAUGGAUAGCCCGUCAAAGCAACUCUUGCUCGACUUGGUCAAUGACCUUGAGAAUGCGAACAUUUUCAAUACUGACCUUAAAAAGGUCCGAGCUUACGAGCGCAGAUCCUUUUACGAGACGCUCGACCGGAUUGAUCGAGAGCUCGAGGCUCAACAUACGGCUGCGCUGGACGAGGCUGCUGCCUUACAUGACCGGGUGCGUGAGCAAGCCGAAGUCAUUCUGCAGGAACAUAUCCGUGCCGAAGAAGAAGAGCGCAAGCGGCAAGAGGAGGCUGCGCGCAAGGAAAAGGAGCGCAUUGAGCGCAUCCAACGCGAGAAGGCAGAGCAACUUCGCCGACAACAGGAAGAAGCUGCGCGUGCUGAGGCGGACCGCAAGGCCAAGGAGGAGGCUGCAAAGAAGGCGGCGGAAGAAGCUGAGUGCGCAAGACAGGCAGCACAAAAGAAGAAGGAGCGCCAGGAGCGCGAAGAGCGGGAACGAGCUGAGGCCGAGAAGCGGAAGCAAGCCGAAGAUGUCAAGAAGGCCCAGCAGGAGGCUGAGGCAAAGGCCAAGGCCCUUGAGCUGGGGAAGGUUGGUGUGAGCGGUCUGACAGCCGAUGAAGCGCGCAUUCAAGCCCGCUACGUGGAGAUCCAUAAGACGCUCAAGCAAUUGCGGAGUUGGCUACAGGGGCUCGUUAAGAACGACCCAUCUGCCAAGAAAGCCAUGGGCGACAUGCGCAGGUCAAUUAAGAAGUGUGUUGGUCAAUUGCGCGACGGCAAGGGUGUCAACAAGACACAGACCCAGGAAAUUCGCGCAGAGUUGGAGAAGGCCUGCCAGAUGCCGGGGCCAUCCAUUGAUAUCCGCCCAUUCAUCGCAUUCCCUCCCGAUGAGAUCGCGCAGACCGAGCAUAAGGUGCCCGCGAUGUUGAUCUACGGGCUGAACAUGCUUUCAAAGGCCCUGAUCUCAGCGUUAAUUGGAGAGGCCUCCAUCAAGUCGGCCCAUGCUGAGCCAAUCGGCAUCGUCGCUGCCCAAAUUUUCUCUAUGGACAGCUUCAUGUUCAAGGGCUUGCCAAUGAGUGACAUCCUGCUCGCGAAGUACCGUGUGGUAUGCCCGGCACUCUGGGGCUCCACCGGGGACGACAAGACCGAGUCAGGCCGGCAGGCGCUCGGCUGGUGGCGCUUGGAAGCCGGCGGCCCCUUUGUGAGCGAACAGACUCACAUGGACCGCAUGACGGCCCUGGGCGCCGGAUUUUCCGCCCUGACGCUGCGCAACUUUGGGAAGGCCCAACGUCCCAACCCCUUUCCGAAUACCAUCUUCUGGACUUCGAUCCAAAAGAUCCUUACCAUCGCUCCUGCCGACAUGCAGGAAACCCAGAUCGCUCUCCUCUAUGGUAUGCUACGAGGAUCGAGUGAGCGGAUCCUUGUCUUUUUUGGACAAGUUGGGUUGGCCCUUUUGCGCCGGGCGAUCGUCGAGCUGCCUGCGGCUCUGCCGCGGCAGACCAUGACGGUCAAUCAGCUUAAAUUGCUGAAGGAUACCUACGCGCAAGAUAGAUGCCUCCUCCUCUAG
Molecule: messenger RNA, 1590 nt
Organism: Penicillium subrubescens
Lineage: Eukaryota; Fungi; Ascomycota; Eurotiomycetes; Eurotiales; Aspergillaceae
Product: putative RNA export mediator Gle1
Exons: 2
Coding region: 1-1590 (529 amino acids)
Biological process (GO): poly(A)+ mRNA export from nucleus; regulation of translational termination; regulation of translational initiation
Cellular component (GO): cytoplasm; nuclear pore cytoplasmic filaments; nuclear pore
Molecular function (GO): translation initiation factor binding; phospholipid binding; inositol hexakisphosphate binding
Source: RefSeq, a predicted model, not a curated record